Gongylonema pulchrum is the source of this 615-nucleotide messenger RNA. The record is from the annotation of a GenBank genome assembly. Lineage: Eukaryota; Metazoa; Nematoda; Chromadorea; Rhabditida; Gongylonematidae.
AUGGAAGACUCGUCAUCGGAUGGGCUACAUCUUGACAGAGAUAUUCAGCGGAUUAUUGAGUUGAUCGAACAUGUGCAGAAAACCGGUGAACUGAACAGUCCGAAACUCACAUCACUGCAGAAUAUUUUGCAGUCGGAUUUUUUCUCCUCUGUUCGAGAAGUGUUCGAGAAUGUGUAUUACACAAUAACGCCUGAUAGUUCGCGUGAGGCUCGAGCAAGCGCCACAGCUAAAGCGACAGUAGCCGCAUUUGCGGCUGCGGAAGGACACGCACAUCCUCGAAUUAUUGAACUGCCAAAAACGGACCAGGGGCUUGGAUUCAACGUGAUGGGUGGCAAGGAGCAAAAUUCACCGAUUUACAUAUCGCGCAUAAUACCGGGCGGUGUGGCUGAUCGUAAUGGGCAGUUAAAGCGGGGCGAUCAGUUGAUUGCGGUGAAUGGGGUGAACGUUGAAUGGGAAAGCCAUGAGAAGGCGGUUGAACUGCUGAAAUCAGCGAGAGGCACCGUGAAGCUAGUGGUACGCUACACACCGCGACUCCUGGACGAAAUGGAACGUCGAUUUGAGCGACAGCGACGUCGAGCCAACCAAAAUAGCCCAGCACCUGUCUUUAAGCGAUAA